Molecule: messenger RNA, 1270 nt
Organism: Lucilia sericata (common green bottle fly)
Lineage: Eukaryota; Metazoa; Arthropoda; Insecta; Diptera; Calliphoridae
Gene: vnc
Product: N-alpha-acetyltransferase daf-31
Exons: 2
Coding region: 422-1018 (198 amino acids)
Biological process (GO): N-terminal peptidyl-glutamic acid acetylation
Cellular component (GO): NatA complex
Molecular function (GO): protein-N-terminal-glutamate acetyltransferase activity; protein N-terminal-serine acetyltransferase activity
Source: RefSeq, a predicted model, not a curated record
AUCAUUUCUGAGUGAAUGUCGAAAAACAUCUGGCUGUCAUAUUUUACUAUAUACAAUUUUCGCGUGUGUGCUGUUCGUUUUGUAAAUCUUUUAAAAGUUUUCUGAAUUUUUAAUUAAAUACAAGAGUGUUUUCUUAACUUUUGAUUUAUAUUUGCAUAAAAAAGGCUGGUUCCUGAUUUGGAAGGCAUUUUUAUCGAAAUUCCGUUUAGUACGCGAACUUUUGGGACAAACCAACGCUGACGGAACGCCACACUCAAACGGAGAAUCUACAAGUCUAACAAGUAGUUCUCUGUCAACACAAAACAAAUUAAAAAAACUAAGAAAAGACUAACAGCGACUACUUAUUCGCCUAGUCAUAAAGCUCUCGCAAUAAUCCUUCAAUAUCACACACAGUACUUAGUCUAAAAACAAAUCUUUCAUUAUGAAUAUUCGUUGUGCUAAACCCGAAGAUUUAAUGGCCAUGCAACACUGCAACUUGUUGUGUUUGCCAGAAAAUUAUCAAAUGAAAUACUAUUUCUAUCAUGGUCUCACCUGGCCCCAAUUAAGUUAUGUAGCAGCCGAUGAUAAGGGCAAUAUUGUAGGCUAUGUACUCGCCAAAAUGGAAGAACCCGAAUCUGGAGAGGACAGCAAACGUGGCCACAUUACUUCACUGGCAGUUAAGCGUUCCUAUCGUCGUUUGGGUUUAGCUCAAAAGCUAAUGAAUCAAGCUUCCAAGGCUAUGGUUGAAUGUUUCGAUGCUCAAUAUGUGUCUUUGCAUGUGCGCAAAAGUAAUCGUGCUGCCUUGAAUCUUUACACAAAUACAUUGAAAUUUAAGAUUAUUGAAAUCGAACCUAAAUAUUAUGCUGACGGCGAGGAUGCCUACGCCAUGAGACGUGAUUUGGGAGAAUUUGUUUCGCCCAAUGCUAAACAGGAGGCCGAUAGUGAGGACCAGCAAGAUAAUAAGGAAAACAAAAUUCAUUAUCGCGAAUCAUUACCUCAUAAUCACGAUCAUAGCAAUCAUGAUGGCCAUUGCUGCUAAAAGAUAUAGUAAAAAAAAACGAACUGAAACAACUAUUGCGAAAGUUGUAGCAAUUAAUUAAGCAAAUUUAUGCGUCUUAGUAUUUGCAUACAAUAAAACAAACUAAUUAUUUGCAUUUUUCUAGAAAUUUUUAUUAUUUUAUCGAAAUGAUAAACAUUUAAUUUUGUUUUCCUUUAUUUUUUUGUAAUUAUCUCAAUGUAAAGCAAAACUAAAUGUCCAAAUUCUUUAAUAAAGAAUUUUUGAAAAACAAAA